AAAAUCCUGGCCUCACCGGCCGGUUUAUCUCCUUGGUUUAAUCUCCAAAAGCAGUGGUCACUAAGCUUUGGUCUGCCCGCCACCUCCGCGCUCCAUCUCUACCUCUCGCAGCCAGCGGAAGAGAAUUUCGCCCAUAUGAGAUGCACUGCGGUUCUGCCAUGCUUGCAGGUGAAGCUUGCAAUUGCAACAGGUAAAGUCAACACCAGCUUCAAGAGCAAGUAAGCUAAGAG
Linum tenue is the source of this 230-nucleotide messenger RNA. NCBI's taxonomy places the organism in Eukaryota, Viridiplantae, Streptophyta, Magnoliopsida, Malpighiales, Linaceae. The record is from the annotation of a GenBank genome assembly.